Molecule: messenger RNA, 1170 nt
Organism: Pseudophryne corroboree (corroboree frog)
Lineage: Eukaryota; Metazoa; Chordata; Amphibia; Anura; Myobatrachidae
Gene: GRAP2
Product: GRB2 related adaptor protein 2
Exons: 7
Coding region: 140-883 (247 amino acids)
Biological process (GO): regulation of MAPK cascade; signal transduction
Cellular component (GO): plasma membrane; nucleoplasm; cytoplasm
Molecular function (GO): phosphotyrosine residue binding
Source: RefSeq, a predicted model, not a curated record
AUCUGCCCGAAAAACAUUAACUCAACGUUACAUAAAGCCUGCUUAAAAACAAGUCCUUUAGACUAUCUUGUGAGUUUAGAAGGUGUGCUUUGGACAAUAAACGCAGAAGAAAUAAAGAAGCAAUUACAAAGCAAAGAGGAUGGAGGCUCUCGCACUGUAUGAGUUCAUUGCUUCUGGUGAGGAUGAACUGAGUUUCAAAAAAGGGGAUAUAUUGAAGAUUCUUGGCUCAGAUGAUAACUGGUAUAAGGCUGAACUCAGAGGCAAUGAGGGAUAUGCUCCGAAAAACUAUGUGGAUAUGCGUUUUCCAAGAUGGUAUUGUGAGAAUAUUACCCGCAUGGAAGCUGAGAAUGCACUGAUGAGCAAGCAAAUUGGAUCUUUCAUAAUUCGUGCCAGUCAGACAUCCAAAGGGGAAUUCUCUAUCUCAGUCAGACAUGAGGAAGAUGUGCAGCACUUCAAGGUCAUAAGAGACAAGUUAGGAAAUUACAGUUUAUGGACAGAGAAAUUCAAGUCACUAAACAAAGUUGUUGAUUAUUACAAAACUACAUCCAUCUCCAGACUGAAACAGAUAUUCCUUCAGGAGGAAGACUCAGCACAACCACCGCACUGCAGUGGUGCAAGUGGGAGUCAGACGUCUGCACAGUACGAAAGUUCCUUCUAUAGAAGUUCACUUGAAAGGACAGAGAAGGUGUCACACCACCACCAAAGUGCACGGCUGGUAAAAGCUCUUUACGACUUCAAAGCCUUGGAGCCAGACGAACUCAGUUUCCAUAUCGGUGACGUCAUUGAAGUGAUUGACAGCUCUAAUGACUCCUGGUGGCUGGGGAGGCUGGGAGAGAACACAGGGCUUUUCCCAACUAACUAUGUAAUGAGCAUCAACCGGUGACAGCAGCCAUUUAUACAGGGACUGAGAAAUUCCUCCCCAAAGGAACUGAAGUAAAGUGUCUCUCACUGGUUAUUCAGCACUGAAAUAGGCACAUUCACCUAGCAACAAAUACCUUAACAUCUUGGGCCAGUGGAUGAAUUCCAGAGAAAUACUGUAUACCUGUGUACUCUGCUAUGUAUUUGGGAGGGAGGCCUUGUGUUUAUAGAAAUCUAUUCUUUUUAUACCUGUAGUAUUAAUAUAAUGCUGCCUGUUGUAAUUCAUUGGAAUUUAAACGGUUUAAAGAAAUA